Spinacia oleracea (spinach) is the source of this 2169-nucleotide messenger RNA. Its product is annotated as phosphoinositide phospholipase C 2. Gene Ontology annotation, molecular function: phosphatidylinositol-4,5-bisphosphate phospholipase C activity. The record is from RefSeq and is a predicted model, not a curated record. The transcript is spliced from 9 exons. The coding region runs from base 252 to 1991 and encodes 579 amino acids. Lineage: Eukaryota; Viridiplantae; Streptophyta; Magnoliopsida; Caryophyllales; Amaranthaceae. Gene Ontology annotation, cellular component: plasma membrane. Gene Ontology annotation, biological process: phosphatidylinositol-mediated signaling; release of sequestered calcium ion into cytosol; lipid metabolic process.
AGAAAGAAAUGAAAACAACAAGAGAAUUUAUUCCCACUUUGGAAAAAGGCAAAUUCCAUAAGAAAAUAAUUUUGCAGCAGUAUAACAAAAGAGCAAAAUUCUUUCAGAAUAUCAGCAACAAAUCUUUCUUCUUUAUUCAAUGAAAAGCAACUAAUCUCUGUCACUCCUUUAAUACAUGAUAGGCAACUUCUUGGAUCAAGGAUCAAGAAAUUGCGCAGUUUCUACCGUGACAAAAAAUCUAUCAGACAAAAAUGACUAAACAGGCAUAUGAGUUCUGUUUCUGUUACCGGCGCAUGUUCAAGCUGAGAAUGGCGGAGCCACCAGAGGAUAUUGUGAGCUUGUUCAACGAGUACUCUGACAACGGAGUGAUGACUGUCGAAAGACUGCACAAAUUUUUGGUAGAAUUUCAAGGCGAAGAUAAGGCUACACUUGAAUAUGCUCAAGCUAUUUUCAACAGUCUCAAACAUCACCAUGUCUUCCACAGGAGGGGCCUUCACCUUGACGCCUUCUUCAGAUAUCUAUUUGGGGACCUAAAUCCUCCUCUUGCACCUGUUGGGGUGCACCAUGACAUGAAAGCCCCUUUGGCUCACUAUUUCCUGUACACAGGCCACAAUUCUUACUUGACAGGGAAUCAGCUCAGCAGUGCAAGUAGUAUUGAUCCGAUCAUUAAAGCCUUAAGAAGCGGUGUCAGGGUCAUUGAGCUAGAUUUGUGGCCUAAUUCGAAAAAGAAUGAUGUGGAAGUUUACCAUGGAGGGACAAUGACUUCUCCAGUUGAACUUAUCAAGUGUCUGGAAGCAAUCAAGGAAAAUGCAUUUUAUGCUUCAGACUACCCUGUCAUUAUUACAUUUGAAGAUCACUUAGACUCUUUUCUUCAGGCUAAAGUCGCCCAGAUGGUCAAUACAACAUUUGGAAAUAUACUCUUUCCAGGCACAGAUUUUAUAGAAUUCCCUUCACCGGAAUCUUUGAAAAGAAAGAUUCUGAUAUCGACCAAACCACCAAAAGAAUCUGGUGACAAUAUCAGGGAAGAAGAAACAAAUGAACAAAAGGUUAAGGAUUUUACCGACAUUUCAGCACUUACAUUAGGAGAUAAAAGUGAAUCCAGAAACAUGAUCAAAGACGAUGAACAAAUUCAGGAAAAUGGGAUGGAAGAAGAAGAGGAAGAGGAGGAAGCAGUAAUUCCUGAAUAUAAGAAGCUGAUUUCAAUUCAUGCUGUGAAGCAGAAAGGUGGUCUGGAAAGCUUACUCAAAGGUGAUUCCAAGAGGGUUGCACGUUUGAGUCUGAAAGAGCAGAAGCUGGAAACUGCAGUAAGGACUCGUGCAACUGAUAUCAUCAGAUUUACCCAGAAGAAUCUUCUAAGAGUAUAUCCAAAAGGUACGCGGAUAUUAUCCUCAAACUACGAUCCUUUCAUUGGCUGGACACACGGAGCUCAAAUGGUUGCAUUCAAUAUGCAGGGAUACGGAAGGUACCUAUGGAUGAUGCAAGGAAUGUUUAGAGCAAAUGGUGGUUGUGGCUAUCUGAAAAAGCCAGAUUUCCUUUUGAAAAAUGGUCCAAAUAAUGAGGUUUUUGAUCCCAGCAUAAAAGGGAAAGUCAAGAAAACUUUAAAGAUAAAGUUAUACAUGGGGGAUGGAUGGCAUUUGGAAUUCCACCACACACAUUUUAACCAAUAUUCGCCGCCAGAUUUCUUCACUAAGCUUCAAAUAUUGGGAGUACCAGUCGAUAGGAGGAAGGUGAAGACGGUGCCUAUAGAAGAUCAGUGGGUCCCCCUAUGGAACGAGGAGUUUGAGUUCCAAUUAACGGUUCCUGAACUAGCCCUCUUAAGAAUUGAAGUUCGUGAUUAUAACAUGAGCAGAAGGCAUGACUUUGGUGGGCAGACUUGCUUGCCUAUCUCAGAGCUUCAGGGUGGCAUCCGAGCAAUUCCAUUGUAUAACAAGAAGGGGGAGAAAUACAAGUAUGUAAAACUUCUUAUGUGUAUUCAGUUAAUAGGAAAGUAGGGAACUAACUUACAAUAAUUUGUAGUUUUUUCGCCAUAGUCCAUAGUUGAGAUGGGGAUCACAGUGUCCUGAGAUGUGUUAUGUGAACCCAGGAAUAUAGAAAGUAUAUGAUUGUUGUAUCCAAUGAUGCUUCCAUUGCUGAGAACCUCCUUUUAUCUUAUAUAGGGAAGUUAUCUUA